AGUAGUGCGUGUGACCCGUUUAAUUAAACCGCAUAUUCAACAUGGACAUCAACGUAAUCAGUGGCUUAUUGGAAAAAGCUCUAGGAGGAAAAUUGGAAAAUUAUGAAGUUACCAAGAACGCAGAAAACGACAAGGGCCAGGGCCAUUUAGGAAAAGUAGUUUUUAUAUCGGUGAGAAACAAAAAUACCGGUGAAGAUCGGCAUCUUGCUGUUAAGCAGGUCCUAAAAUGUGCAUCCGAAGCUAUCACCAAAGUCAUGUCAGCACCAUACAUCAACGAAAUAUAUUUCUAUAAUAAAGUUGUUCCAGUUAUAAAGGAAUAUCUUAAGGCUUAUCCAGAAGUUACGGUGAUGGAAAAUAUACCAGUUUGUUACGCUACUUCAUUAGAACCAGGACUAGAAAAACUUGUAUUCGACAACUUAAAGAUUCAAGGCUACGAAAUUCAUUCUUUUGCGAUACCUUUUAAGUGGAAUGUAUACGAAGCAAUUGCUAAUAUAUAUGGACAAUAUCAUGGAGUAUUUUAUGGUUUUAAAAAUAAGGAGUCAGAAAAAUAUUCCCAACUCUCCCAUGGUUUUCUAGAUAAUUUCAGAGGAAUGAUAGAUCAAGACGUUUGGGCCGACAUCUUCAAAUAUUGCUGUAUUCGAAUUCAAAGCUUCUUAAAAGAAGAGAAUGAACUAGAGCUUGCGCAAGCUUUUCAGAAAUAUGUGGACCAUACUAAGAAGUACUUUGUAGAUGCAAUUUCCUAUAGAAGUCCAUAUUCCGUUAUUCUCCAUGGUGACUGCUGGAAGAACAAUUUUCUAUUUAAAUACAAUAAUGAUGGAGAUAUGACUAGCCUUAAAUUUGUCGAUUUUCAAAUGGCUGGAGAGGGUUCUCCUGCCUUGGACCUAAGUUACACAUUUUACUCAGACGCUGAUGAUGAGAUCUUGGAAAACCUCGACAAGUUUCUACGAACUUAUCAUACUAGCCUUGGUAAUACUUUAAAACAAAUGGGACUUAAUAUAGAACAAAUUCUACCCUAUGCAGCACUUAAGGAAGAAUGGAAACAAGUAUGUGCCUUUGGAUUCUUGCUCGGAUUAAAAGUAUUUGUCACCAAGUGUCUAAAACCUGAAAAUGUUCGCCACAUAGUAGAAAUAAUGGACGGUUCAGCACCAAGAGAUAUUCUAAACAAUGCAAUAUUGGAUACAGAUUCCGCCAACUUUAAGAAACCGGUUCUAUCACUGCUAAAUCAUUUGUACAAAAACGGAUUUUUGUAAUCUUCUUAUAUUUAUAUCAAUUGUAAUUAUGUUGAGUAUUAAU
Molecule: messenger RNA, 1293 nt
Organism: Diabrotica balteata
Lineage: Eukaryota; Metazoa; Arthropoda; Insecta; Coleoptera; Chrysomelidae
Source: the annotation of a GenBank genome assembly